Molecule: messenger RNA, 2869 nt
Organism: Cuscuta campestris
Lineage: Eukaryota; Viridiplantae; Streptophyta; Magnoliopsida; Solanales; Convolvulaceae
Source: the annotation of a GenBank genome assembly
GUCUCCGGCCUCCUAUAUCGUCAUUUCGCCGUCCCCCCAAUCCAAUCCACAGGUAUUUUCUCAUCUUCAACCCUUAAGGUCUUGAUUUGAUCCACAAAUUUUAGAUUAAUUUUUGUUCUGUUAUCAUCACUAAAUGUUUGGAUCUUUGUUAAGCCUCAAUCCUUACUCUUCAGAUUCGACCUUUAUUCUCGAGGUUGCGUAUGAAACUCCGGUUUUCAGAUCUUAAGUAUUUGCUCUGUAUAAUCUUUAGUUGUUCUGUAUAAUCUUUGUAUUUGUUCAGCCAUUAAAAGAAGAAAAGAAACUCACCCCAUGUAAGAAUUGCUUCUUUGACUUCUACUGUUAAGAACUUCUCGUCUCCAUGAAUUUGUGCUAUUUGAUCCAUUCAAUGGUUUUGAGAUUUCUUUCGCGUUGCUAGGUAUUGUAUGUUAUUUGGAAUUUAUGAUACAAGAAUUUCCUUUUUCAUUCAUUAUGCAACGCGGAUGCUAUUACUCCGUUUUCGUGCAUUUUAUUUUAUAUCGAUGUGGCCUUUUAUUUCGUUUCCAACAAAUAAGACUGUGAUUUAUUUAUGUGUUUCUAAAUCAUUGAUUUACUAGAUGCCAUUUAUUUGUUGUGAGAGUGGUGAAAUUGUGUUUUGGUGUGAUGUUUGCGCGAUUUUGAUGCAAAAUACUCCCUUUGUCCCGAGAAUACCAAAAUGAUCUUCACCCUUUCCUCUUAAGUUAGGCCCAAAAUAAUUCUUUAUUUCCUUUUGAAGAACACAGUGUGGUUCAAACUUUCUUCUUCUAAUCAAACUCUUUCUACACACCUUUCACUUUUCCCAAGCUUCGUGAAAUCAAACUGUGAAGUUCUAUACGGGACAGAGGGAGCAUUGUUUAAUGGGAUAAAGAUGGCCUUACUUGCAUGCAGAUAGUAAUGGGAAGUUUAUAUACCUUGAAACUGUACUAUGGGUUAGGGACUUGCUGAUAUAGUUGCGUAAGUGAUUAAGUGGAUAUCAAAAUGCUAUCUUUCAUAUUAGAAUGGCCAAUGUUAAUCACUCAUUUGCCCAUGUUUUUAUAUUCAGUGAACUAGUUGUAAAGAUCAUUGAGACUCCCUCCUUCCCCACAUACACUUUUCUUCCUGAUGCUCGUUCGUAUUUAUAUAUUGUGCAAAAACAGUGAGGCACUAACAUUUUGGAAAUGGAGCUGAGUACCAUUAAAGAUGCUUUUGAUAGGGUGACAAAGAAACAGAAACUCUCCUCUUCCAAAUCUCAAGAAAUAGUAACACAAAUUGGGCAAGAAAUAGAACAAGCCGUAGCGAGCAUUCAAGGGGAGACAUCCGUCACUAAUCACAAGCUUAUUCUGGCAGAGCUGAAGGCCAAGUUGAAGGAAAUCGCACCUCUAAACCAGCUCGAAGGUGUAUCAAAAGAACUAAACAUUGCAUUAAGCAAGUACACGAAGAUCCUUGAGAAGUUCUUCAACCCCGACAUCUCAAAGGCCUACAGAAAUGUUGACUUUGACAUCCAUACCCUCAACCAGAUAAUUGCCAGCCAUUUUUAUCAGGAGGGCAUGUUUGACAUUGGGGAUUGCUUCGUGAAUGAAUCCAGGGAAGAAUCAAAUGCUUCGAUAGAUAAAACUCCAUACCUAGAGAUGUAUCAGAUUCUAGAAGCCUUGAGGCUCCGGAACCUCCAACCAGCUUUGAACUGGGCUGCCACUAACCGUGAAAAACUCAAACUUUGUGGGGCCGACAUUGAGAUGAAACUUCACUGCUGGAAUUUCGUUGAAAUAGUAAAAAACAAAGGCAAAGACGAGGCCCUAAAAUAUGCUCAAAACUUCUUCCCGCCCUUUUGUGCCAAUCACUUAGCUGAAAUCCAGAAGUUCAUGGGAUAUCUUGUAUAUGCCGAGAGACUCGAUUCCUCACCAUACUCUGAUCUCUUAUCCCCAAAGCAUUGGGAGAAUCUGGCCGAGGAUCUUAAAAGACAGUUCUGCAAUCUACUCGGUCAUCCCUAUGAGAGUCCAUUAAGGGUGACAAUUGGAGCUGGGGUCCAGGGAUUGCCAACCCUCCUAAAACUGAUGAAUGUUAUGAUGGCAAAACAGGAAUGGCAGUCCAUGAAGGAGUUGCCAGUACACGUGGACCUGGACAGAGAGUUCCAGUUUCACUCUUUCUUUGUGUGUCCGGUGAGCCGUGAACAGGCAACCGAAGAGAAUCCGCCUAUGUUGUUGUCGUGUGGGCACGUGCUGUGCAGGCAAUCUAUAACAAAACUGUCCAAAAACAAUAGCUCCAGGCCGUUCAAGUGUCCUUACUGCCCCACAGAGGUUGAACUGGUUCUCUGUAAGCCAUUGUAUUUCUGAUAUGGUUUCUAGUGUUCUUUGCAUGAGCUCCAUCUUUGUGUAUUCUUCUACUUGUGACCACCCCACUACAUUUCCAUUUGCUUUCUCUCUCGCUCUCAUUCUGUAUACUUAUCUAGUCUGGGUCAAGUAUUAAGUUGCUAAACCUCUUUCAUAACAUCUCUAUGUUUCCGUGGAGGGGUUCAGUUGCCACCGGGCAACGGUGUCACUGGGCGCUGUGGUAUUAUGUUCGCUAAGUUGAUAGUUUGUACCCCCUAACCCCUGGCCCGGUAAACUCCCCAGCCCAAUUUGAACCCACUCCCCUAUUCCCAUCAAUUAGACGUCUUUGGAGUCAAACCUUUGGCCAGAAGUCGACCAAACUUGGAGAGUCCAAUUGACGAGGGUAGGGGUUCGGGUCGGGCUGGGGGUUUAACCAUCAAUUUUUUGAAUCCGAAUGGCACUAAGGGGGAACUGUUGCCCAGCGACAAUGGGACCAAUCCAAUAUUUUUGGGGUAUUAUUUCUAUUCUCUUGUUUGCAUGCUUGUUUGGCAUGUAGAUUGAAAUUUACU